Molecule: messenger RNA, 1991 nt
Organism: Mytilus trossulus (common blue mussel)
Lineage: Eukaryota; Metazoa; Mollusca; Bivalvia; Mytilida; Mytilidae
Exons: 10
Coding region: 104-1831 (575 amino acids)
Biological process (GO): regulation of dendrite morphogenesis; central nervous system development; anterograde axonal transport
Cellular component (GO): axon; neuronal cell body; nucleus
Molecular function (GO): protein homodimerization activity; mRNA 3'-UTR binding; zinc ion binding
Source: RefSeq, a predicted model, not a curated record
UUUCUUAAAUAAUCACAUGGAUAUCCAUAUUAGUUAUUUUCUAGAUGGGAAUGAACUCUUGAUGAAUUUCGCAUUAAAAUAGUUAAAAAGUAUUAUCAGGGUCAUGGAGAAGUUUACAGUGCGAAGAGAUUUGAUGGAAAUGGUUAUAGGUGCAACCAUACAAGAGGCAAGAGGUGUUGAGGGUGUGACCGGAAUAGAAUUAGACGAAAAAUCCUGUACAUUUAGAAUAUAUGGAAAGUCCCAGAAAGUUGUAAAAAUAGCAAGAGCCAAGUUAGAAUAUGUUGAAGAAACAUUACAAGUGCCAAUGGAAUUAGUAGCAAAAUUCAUUGGAAAAAAUGGUAAAAAUUUUCAAGACAUUAUCGAUAAAUCUGGUGUUGUAAAAUACACAAUGGACCGAGAUGGUGUGAUAGAAGCGCCACGACAAGAGGGUCAUGUUCCUUUUUUGUUUGUUGGAACAAUGGAAAGCAUUCAAACUGCUAAAAUUUUAUUAGAAUAUCAAUUAGAUCAUUUGAAGGAGGAAGAAAAGCUAAAACAAGAAAAGAUGGAAAUAGACCAACAAUUACGGAAUUUAUCUGUCUCACAACCAAGGCCUUACUUUCAACCACAAAGUGAACGAAGAAGUAAUAAUUACAUUUGGUCUGAAAGAGGAAGAAGAGGGGGAUCUGGCAGAGGAAGAGGACGUGGAGGUAGACGAUGGGCUAAUAAAAGACCAGAAAUGAAUCAUGGGGAUGCAUUUGUAUUACGUUCAAAAGUUUACUGGUCUAAGGGUGUUAUGGAAGAGGAACAACAGAAAGAUGAAGAAUCGGUUUUAGGUCCUAAAGUUGACUGUUCAGAGGAAGAAGAUAUGGAGAGGCAACAGAAAGUUUUGUGUUAUGAUGUAACAUCCUCCCAGAGUUGUGGUGUUUGUGACCUUCGACACAUUACAAAACCAUGUAGUGUCUGGUGUACAGAAUGCGACGAAGGACUAUGCAAUGAAUGUCAAGAACACCAUAGUUUGUCCAAGGCGUCGACGAACCAUAGUGUGAUUGCUAUCACCGAUUACCAAAAAUUACCGACAGAUGUACUAAAGAUUAAUCAACACUGUAGUAAACACAAUAAAAAAUUUGAAAUGUACUGCCAGAAGCACGAACGACCUUGCUGCAGCAAGUGUUUAGUAGAAAAUCACAAAGAAUGCCGGGAUAUAGUCGAUUUAGAUGACGUGAUUCAAAAUGCGAAAUCAUCCAAUUCACUCAGUGAGAUAGAAGAAGCAUUACUUGAAGUAGCAGAAAAUCUACAGAAAAUUCGAAAGCAUCAUAAAGACAAUCUGGCCAUUUUAAAAGAAAAAAGGAAGGAAAUUGAAAACGUAAUAAAGAUUACCAGAAUAAAUAUCAACAAUCAUCUUGACAAACUACAAGAAGAUUUUAUGAAACAAGUGUAUGCGGUCGAAGACAAAGAAAACUCGAAGUACUAUCAGUUGGAAAGGGAGGAAAAAGAGGUAGCCGAUUGUCAGAGUAAUAUUAUAAAUAUCAAACAACACGCAACGGACCUGCAGCUCUUCCUUUCGAUGAAGCAAAUAGAAGAGGACGUCUCGGUAAAAGAUAAAUUUCUGCACUCAUUAUGCCAAGAUGGAGAGUUGAAGAAGCAUUUCAUUGUAUAUGAAAUAAACGGUACUAUUCAGAAUAUCAUGUCUGAUAUCAAUAGUUUUGGGGAAGUAAAAAUUGAAGCCAGACCUUGCAAUAUCGUUCUGAGCACGAAGAAGAAAAAACAAGCCCAGAUAAUGGUACCAACAGUUCAAGCAAGAUCCAUUGAAAAUACACACCUGCAGACCAACAUGACAAUAAACACCGAUUAAUAGAGUUAAAGAGUUUAAAUUACAAAUGUACCUCAUGGAAUUUUAAUUUCUUAAAUUGUCUAUCGAUUAUUCAGCUUUAGAAAAAUGUUUAUCAUUAAUAUAAAAUGUGGAUCAAAUGACGUAAAAAACAGUCGUAACUGACAUUAUCCAUCUUGCAACG